AUGAAACUCGCCGUCUUCAGCGCCAAAUCCUACGACCGGGCCUAUCUCGACGAAGUCCUGUCGACUCGCUUCCCAGACCUCUGCACCAUCGAGUACCACGCCUUUGCGCUGUCCGAAGAAACCGUACCACUUGCUCGCUCCUGCGAUGCCGUCUGCGUCUUCGUCAACGACACCCUCGACGAACCUGUCCUCCGCGCUCUCCAUGCCGGCGGCGUGCGCGCCAUCCUCCUCCGCUGCGCCGGGUUCAACCACGUCCAUCUCACCACCGCCGAAAGUCUGGGCCUCUUCGUCGCCAACGUCCCCGCUUAUUCCCCCGAGGCCGUGGCCGAGUUCGCAGUCACUCUGGUACAGACGUUGAACCGCAAGACCCAUCGUGCAUACAAUCGGGUUCGAGAGGGUAAUUUCAACAUCGAGGGUUUACUCGGGACGACCUUGUGUGGAAAGACGGUGGGGAUCGUAGGCGUGGGCCGAAUCGGUCUGGCGGCGGCCAAGAUCUUUCAGGGCUUUGGAUGUCGCAUCCUGGCGCAUGAUCCAUACGCGGGACCCGAAUUCUCCUCGCAGAAUCUAUGCACGUUGGUCGAGUUGGACACGCUAUUGCAAGAAAGUCAUGUGGUCAGUCUACAUUGUCCCCUGACGGAGGGGACUCGCCGUUUGAUUGAUGAGACGACGCUGGCACGGAUGAAGCCGGGGGCCAUGUUGGUGAACACCUCACGAGGAGGGUUGAUCGAUACGGCGGCGGUGAUCGAAGCGCUCAAAUCGCAUCAUCUAGGGGGAGUGGCACUAGACGUGUACGAGGCGGAAGGGGAGUUGUUCUACAAUGACCAUUCCGGCGAGAUCAUUGACGAUGAUGUGUUGAUGCGGUUGAUGACUUUUCCCAAUGUCUUGAUCUGCGGACACCAAGGGUUCUUCACCCGCGAGGCGCUGACCGAAAUUGCGGGCGUCACCCUGUCCAACUUGGCCGAUUUUACCGCUGGACGCUCUUGCGCGAAUUCUUUGGUGACGGAGGGGCAUGUGUUGGUCCGGCGAGACACUGAUCCCGUCAGGUUGUAG
Penicillium oxalicum is the source of this 1050-nucleotide messenger RNA. Its product is annotated as 2-hydroxyacid dehydrogenase. Gene Ontology annotation, molecular function: D-lactate dehydrogenase (NAD+) activity; NAD binding. The record is from RefSeq and is a predicted model, not a curated record. Lineage: Eukaryota; Fungi; Ascomycota; Eurotiomycetes; Eurotiales; Aspergillaceae. Bases 1 to 1050 code for a protein of 349 amino acids. The transcript has a single exon.